CCCAGCCCUGUCGUGACCUCAGGAGGGACAGUGACCCUCCAGUGUGUCUCAUGGGAGGGAUUUGACAGGUUCAUUCUGACUAAGGAAGGAGAUCACAGGCUCUCCUGGACCGUGGACUCACAGACACAGACAAGUGGGCAGUCCUGGGCCCUGUUCCCAGUGGGCCCUGUGACCCCCACACAUAGGUGGAGGUUCAGAUGCUAUGGCUGUUAUAGGAACAGACCCAACGUGUGGACACUCCCCAGUGAUGUCCUGGAGCUCUUGGUUCCAGGUGAGUCUGGCAAGCCCUCCCUCCUGAGCCAUCAGGGCCCGAUCGUGGCCUCUGGACAGAGCCUGACCCUCCAGUGUCGCUCUGAUAUCGGCUAUGAGAGAUUCGCUCUGCAGAAGGAGCGGGGACGGGACCUCCGUGAGAGCCUUGUCCUGCAGCCCCAGGCUGGGCUCUCUCAGGCCCACUUCCCCCUGGACACUGUGAGCAGCUCCCAUGGGGGCCGGUACAGAUGCUACGGUGGAUACAACCUCUCCUCUGAGUGGUCGGCUCCCAGUGACCCCCUGGACAUCCUGGUGGCAGGACACCUGCCUGACACACCCGCCCUCUUGGUGCAGCCAAGCCCUGGGGUGGCCUCAGGAGAGAACGUGACCCUGCUGUGUCAGUCCCAAAGCUGGAGGGACACGUUCCUUCUGUCCAAGGAGGGGGCAGCUGAUCCCCCCCUGCGUCUGAGAUCAAAGCACCGAGCUGGGCAGUACCAGGCGGAGUUCUCCAUGAGCCUUGUGACCUCUGCACAUGGGGGAACCUACAGGUGCUACAGCUCACAAAGCUCCUCCCCCUUCCUGACAUCACUCCCCAGUGACCCCCUCGUGCUCCUGGUCUCAGGACCCUCUGGAGGCCCCAGGCCCCCACCCACAGGGCCCAUCUCCACAGCUGGAGUCAUCCUCAAACUCUCCAGUUUGGCUGAGCCAGGGCCUAUCGUCACCAAGGGGAACCCCGUGACCAUCUGGU
Molecule: messenger RNA, 997 nt
Organism: Myotis davidii
Lineage: Eukaryota; Metazoa; Chordata; Mammalia; Chiroptera; Vespertilionidae
Product: leukocyte immunoglobulin-like receptor subfamily A member 6
Exons: 5
Biological process (GO): cytokine-mediated signaling pathway
Molecular function (GO): inhibitory MHC class I receptor activity
Source: RefSeq, a predicted model, not a curated record